CUUUCCCUGCGAGCUUGAGGCGCUUUCUAUUCCUCGCUCUCCAUAUUAAUUUUCCAAACAAAAAUAGCACAGACCGUGACGAGGAACUACCACAUGCAUAGCGGUUGCAGCAUAAGAGCUCUAUGGAUCCUCAACAAUCUCGACGCCGUCCUUUUCUCCAGGAGGUUUCCGGUGGUAGAAAGGCAGUGGCGGGCUGCUUGCAAGAGCGAAAACGACAGCUCAAAUGAGGAUCCUGUCAAGUACAGUGUGCUACCUAUUCUUCCAAAUGAAUCAGAGCUAGCUGCUGCAUUUGCGGAGAGGAAGAAAAGGGAGGGUUCAACACGUGGGUAUGGUAUACGGGUGACUCAGUCAGUUGAAGGGUCGGACUCCUGGAUUGAUGACCCCAUUACACGUCACGUUAUAAGUCUUCGUAUAGCCACUGUGGAGGAAGCCGAGGGUCAUCUGCUUUGGCCUUUAAUUUUGCAUGUUAGAGGUCCUUAUUCCAUCCUUGCUCUGCCGUUGGUUGAGCCAAGGCAUUUGAAGGCAUAUUCAAGAUUGUGCAGCAGGUCUGACUGUGGAAAUGCUGUUGGAGCAGAUGAAAGCAUAUCAUCCCUCCUGCUUGAUCUUCCAUCCAUCACAGGAGCAUUCUUGGUAGCACUUGCAAUUGGUGAUAUAAUUACCGGUGAUGUGGUGGAUCCAGAGGUUGUUGUCAGUGCAUCACCAUCUGUAGGAGGCCUGUUGGAUUCCUUAACUGGAAGCAUAGGGAUAUCAGGUAUCUCCUCUAGGGCAAAACCUGUGGCUGCACCUGUUGCAUCUGCAACACCAUCCAGUACGGCUGCAAUUGGAGCUGUUACAGCAGAUGCUCCAAAAAUAGGUUCAAGGCCUUUAGAUAAAGAUGCACUUCGAAAUUUCAUAAGCAGCGCAAUGCCCUUUGGUACUCCCCUGGACCUCAACUACUCCAAUAUUUUUUCUAUCAAGGUUAAUGGCUUUUCUGCAUCUGAUCUGCCCCCAUCUGACCUCAAACAACCAUCAUGGAAACCCUAUCUUUACAAAGGAAAGCAGAGAAUGCUCUUCACACUUCAUGAGAUUGUGCAUGCUGCAAUGUAUGACAGAGAUGAUAUUUCAGAUACAAUAUCUAUCUCAGGCCAAAUAAACUGUCGAGCAGAAUUGGAAGGAUUGCCUGAUGUAUCACUCCCUUUGACAGGGUUGAACAAGGCUCAUGUUGAGGUUUUAUCUUUCCAUCCUUGUGUUCAAGUUCCUGAGCAUGGCGUGGAUAAGCAGGCUAUGCUGUUUUCACCACCAUUAGGUAAUUUUGUUUUGGUGCGUUAUCAGGCAAGUUGUGCCUUAGGUCCUCCUAUAAUAGGGUUUUACCAGUUAUCAAUGGUCUCUGAGGAUGAAGGGGCGUUUCUAUUCAAGCUGCGGAUAAUGGAAGGCUAUAAGUCUCCUUUGACAAUGGAGUUCUGCAAUGUGAUUAUGCCUUUUCCAAGGAGAAGAAUUUUGUCUUUUGAUGGAACCCCUUCCAUUGGUAUAGUUUCUAACACUGAGCAUUCGGUUGAAUGGAAAAUUAUUCCAAGUGGUAGAAGCCUUACUGGGAAAAGCAUUGAAGCAACUUUCCCUGGAACAGUUCGAUUUGCUCAAUGGCAAAUUCAAAGACUUCCUUCCUCUAAAUUUGGCAAUGGGAACACAAGUGAUGGAGAUAGUGAUGGUGAGGGCGAGAGCACAAACAAUAUGGUGAAUGUAGAGGAAUUCUUAAUGGAGAAAAUGAGCAAAAAUCUUCCUGCGGUUGACCUAGACGAACCAUUUUGCUGGCAGGCAUAUAAUUAUGCCAAAGUGUCUUUCAAGAUUACUGGGGCUUCAUUAUCUGGAAUGUCAGUUGAUCCUAAAUCUGUGAGCAUCUAUCCAGCUGUUAAAGCACCUGUGGAGUUGUCAACUCAGGUUAUUUCUGGGGACUAUAUAUUGUGGAAUACAUUGGGGAAGUGCCCAUCUGCAGCAACAGCUUAAACUUUAGGGAUCUUCAAAGAGGUUAAUGCAAGAAUUAUGUGAUAUUCAAAAGAAAAGAAGAAGAAGAAGAAAAAGAAAAAAUGGGAUGCUGGCUAUUGGCUCAUCAAGCGUAUCGCACACAUGCUCUCUCAUUUCUAUACAUGCUGGAUGGUAAUUACUUUGCCGUAGACCGACUGGCUUUUGACAUGACAAAUGACAUACUUCGAUGGGCCUUGCCAUUCAGUUUGUGUACUGUAUUUUAUCUGUAAUAGGAAGGAGAAUUGAGUGGAGAGUGAAAUUUCGACGGAGCGGUUCUAUAAAGGGUGGCUUGUGAUGUUGUAAAUUUCCAAAAUGCUACAAAUUAAUGUUGGAAUGCAGCAGAAAUGUCUUUCUACAAUUCUACUGACAAAGUGGAUUUACGAGGUGCCUUGAUUCUCCUUAUGUAAUGGAUUUGGUCGGUGUUUGGCAGUUUCAAUUUUUUUUAUUUGGCAA
Jatropha curcas is the source of this 2451-nucleotide messenger RNA. RefSeq names its product clathrin adaptor complexes medium subunit family protein. NCBI's taxonomy places the organism in Eukaryota, Viridiplantae, Streptophyta, Magnoliopsida, Malpighiales, Euphorbiaceae. Gene Ontology annotation, biological process: endosomal transport. Gene Ontology annotation, cellular component: lysosome; AP-type membrane coat adaptor complex; late endosome. The record is from RefSeq and is a predicted model, not a curated record.